AUGGGGGUCCAGCCUGUGGUGCACACUCUCUGCUCCAGGUCAUAUCGCACACCAGUCAGAGAUGAAGAAGCAGAAUCUCAAAGGAAGGCCAGGUCUCGCCAGGCCAGGCAGACACGCAGAUCAACACAGGGGGUGACUCUGGCCGAAUUGAAGGAGGCUCAGAUGACCUCUAGCCUGUCACCUCUGGAUAGACAGACAGAAAAUGGUGGCAGACUGUCUGAGAAGCUGUAUUUGAGGAGAGGGGCUCCAGAAAACAGAGGAAGCCUGCCUAGCCUGGCUCAGCCAAGGCAGUCAGAGGAGCAACAUCCAACAUGGAGCUGGGGCAUCAGUGAGCUGAGGAGCCAUGGAGCCGGACUGGAGGCCCAGACAAAGUCUCCUACAGAAGACCUCAUGUCUCCUUCUGCCAGUGCUUCCACCACGUCUCCACAUCCCUCCAACCUCACUAACCACUUCUCCCCCAGAGAUAAUGAACGGAGAGAUGAAAACUUUAAUCCCAUUGAAGACUCCUGCAAACCUCUCCUCGCAACACAAGCUCCACACUGCCUUCACGUGGUUGGUUCUGUUUACAACACUGCAGAGUAUUUGUAGAUUGAAUGUUGGUGCUCUCAUACCGGGAGAGAAUCCAGGACAGACAGGACCCAAACAUCCCCUGUCUCCUCUCUCCCUCCACUACCACACAUGGUUGUGGGAUCUCAACAUUCCAUACCAUAUUGGGCAAAAUGGGGAGCAUGUCUCCUGCGUCUUAGACUUGGAUUUAAAAAGAGUCUUGGGCCGAAUUGUACUGUGCCCUCGCUCCUUCUCUCUCUCCCUUUAGUGUUGUGCUCUCACCACCUAUGGGUUGCAUAUCUUUACCUCUUAUAGACAUCCCAUAACAUAAAUAUGGGCCUCAGAAUCAGAGUGUCUAUUCCCAAACAAAUCAUUUCUGCUUCAGGAAAAAAAAGGCAUAACAUGCAUGUUUGUA
Osmerus eperlanus (European smelt) is the source of this 961-nucleotide messenger RNA. RefSeq names its product protein phosphatase 1 regulatory subunit 12B-like. The transcript has 6 exons. Gene Ontology annotation, cellular component: Z disc; cytoplasm; A band. Bases 1 to 588 code for a protein of 195 amino acids. Gene Ontology annotation, molecular function: enzyme inhibitor activity; phosphatase regulator activity. The record is from RefSeq and is a predicted model, not a curated record. Lineage: Eukaryota; Metazoa; Chordata; Actinopteri; Osmeriformes; Osmeridae.